UUGAGUAGGACCCGGUCGAGGGUCCCAGGACUGAGACACCGACCAGCUUGAUACCGCUACACAGGAGGUGUGAGGUCGGGAUGUAGGGGUGGUGGAGUCCCGUGAGUAACCGCCGGGAGGAACCUUGGGUCUACAGGCACACCUGAUGAACGGCCCCAGACACUGAGGUCAACAAGUCGUGGCAGGCGAGCAUGGGGUUAAGGAUUCAGGCGGAGGUCACCAGCUCAGACAGAGGCGCGAGCCCAUGAGGCGAGUAACAUCAAUCACCCGAGCGAGAGCGGCACGAGAGCAACUGGUUGAGGCCCAGUGGCUACAGAUUGCCCUGUAUGCCAGAAGGCUAGAGAGGAUCGGACACCUCGUGCCCCAAUGAGGCCCGUGCCGGUAAUCGACCUACCAUUUUCCUGGAUCGCAAUGGACAUUUUAGGGCCGCUACCUCGCAGCAGUAAUGGGUACCAAUACAUUCUGGUGUUUAUCGAUUAUGCAACGAGAUACCCUGACGUGGUGCCUUUAACGUCCAUAACAGCACCGAAAAUAGUGGAGAAAUUGGUAAAAUGGAUCGCUUGCAUGGGAAUUCCCCAUGAGAUCCUAAUGGACUAGGGCCGGAACUUCAUGUCCAAAGUUCUACAGGGAGUUUGUCAGACCUUGCAAAUCAAGCAGCUACGAACAUCGGUUUAACACCCUCAAACCAACGGGUUAGUAGAGACUAAAUGGAACCCUAAAAAGGGUGCUAAGGUGGUGCAUGCAGGGCGAUCCAUGGCAGUGGGACCUGAUGCUGCCACUGGCCUUAUUCGUGCUUAGGGAUGCACCAUCGGAGCCCUUGGGAUACUCUCCUUUUGAGCUAGUGCUAGGUCAUCAGCCCCAUGGCUUACUGCAAAUCCUCCUAGAGGGGUGGGAGCAGGGCCCUACGGUUAUUACCAACCCCUCAGGAUAUCAGUGGGCAUUCCAACAGCGGGUCCAGAACGUGGGAGAAUUAGCAGCUGGUAAUCUAUGGCAAGCCCAACAACGUCAAAAGGAGAGAUAUGACGUGUACGCCAAGGAAUGAGAGUUUCAACUGGGGCAAAAGGUGUUAGUUCUUUUGUCCACUUCGCACAGCAAGCUACUGACCCAGUGGCAAGGCCUGUUUGAGGUUACGUGGAGAGUUGGCCCGGUUGACUAUGAAGUUUACUGCCCAGGACAUCAAAGAACGAAACAAAUCUAUCAUAUCAACUUGCUGAGGGAGUGGCGCCAACCUGAAGGUUGGGCGGCCUUCAGGGCCAAGGGGACCAACAACCUGAGACAGCGAAAACUGGACGUGGAAACAUUGAUUCCCAAAUCUGUGAAAGAUGUCUGCAUGGGCAUCGAGCUAACGCUGGCCCAGGAGAAGGAAGCGUGGGAAUUCCUCAUAGAGCUUAAAGAGGUCUUUUCAGAAAAUCCUGGGCGGGCAGAUGCCUCCAGUACCGCCAUCGGAGCUGUUCUUACACAACGAGACGCAGACUUAGACCGGCCAGUAAGUCGGAAGUUAUUACUGGCUAAGAUCAAAUGCGGCGAGGACAAGGGACCGGACAGGGACGGUUCACUACAUCGCCUCGUGCAACAAGUCACAGGUACCGCUGAAGGGGGCCUCGAGAAACCACCACAAGGCAGCUGGCAGGAAGGGUUAUGUCCCAGGGCACGAGGCAUGAAAGAGGACUUACCAGUGACUCGGGAGUCAGUGUGUGAGGGGCAGAAGGCAGAGCCCACGCAGCUCGUCAGCUGCCUGUUUAUCAAGCUGUGGCCGGCUGGUGAUGUCAGCACUGAACGCCGGCCAGCAUGGAUAAAAAUGGUGGCGCACGCUGCGAAGCCGGCUGGGAAGGAGAGAACUCAGCCACAGAGGUCCCCGCAGCCAAGACAAGCUGAGGCACAGAACCAGAAGAGCAGGAGCGGCCAGGACGCAAGCCAGAGGGAAGAAGAGGACCAUCCUGAUGACACUGUAGAAAAAGCAGUGGGGGGACGCCUAGAUUGCCUCGUAAGGUCGGCAGGAGGAACAUCUGAAGAAAUCCGUCCCGGGAGAGAGGGACUGCGAGGAGCUCAGGAAGAGUUGCAGCAGGAGAGAGCAUCGCCCCUGGAUCAGGAGAUGCCUUAG
Messenger RNA from Gavialis gangeticus (Gharial), 2101 nucleotides. RefSeq lists its product as uncharacterized. NCBI's taxonomy places the organism in Eukaryota, Metazoa, Chordata, Crocodylia, Gavialidae. The transcript has 3 exons. Bases 1331 to 2101 code for a protein of 256 amino acids. The record is from RefSeq and is a predicted model, not a curated record.